AUGUGGGCUUGGCUAUACCAGUGGUUUUCCAUCUUGCGCGAAAUAUAUUUGCAGCUCCAGGCCCACGCCGAGGGUCCCGCAGCGGUGGCAUCGACAUCGAGCUUCUGGUUCAUUACGGUUUUCGUUGGCCUCUUGGGCAUCUUAGUUUCGAACGUGUUGGGCGUCUUGUAUUUUUGCCGUGACAACCGUCUCGUCCUCUGCGCGCUGGCUGCAUGCGAUUUGGACACUCCAGCCUUGGUCGCUACACAGGCGCAAGACUACGUCAAGGGGGGAGCACCCGACGUUCGAGAACUCCGUCGCCGCAAUGCGUUAUGGAGAGGUUUGCCGUGUGCAGCAGUAUCAGUUUUUGUCGCUCUCCGAGGCGUCGCGCAGACAUCGAUAUGCGAAAUUAUCGUUCAGAUUCAAAUGCAGAAUGAUCUUGACCUACACCGCAGAGUCAUGCAAGAACAUCCCGAGUUUCACUCUGUGCAGCUGUACCCCAAGUGGGAAGAAGCAGGAACGAGUGAGCGCAUUUCGUUCCAGAAGAAAGUCAUCGCGUUGGUGGGAAAGACAUUCGGAGAUGACAGAUGCCCCGUUGCCCACAGGCACAUCCGAGAAGUGACCACAUUCAAGGAGUUCUUGGCCACGACUUCCUGGGCUGCUACAAGUAUGCAAGACGUGCGACAAUUUCAGGAUCUGAAUGCGGUGCAGGUCAGCAUUCGGCAACUUACCGCAUAA
Prorocentrum cordatum is the source of this 717-nucleotide messenger RNA. Lineage: Eukaryota; Dinophyceae; Prorocentrales; Prorocentraceae. The record is from the annotation of a GenBank genome assembly.